GCAAGUACGGCUGAUUAGACAUGUAUGUAGGUUUUGUUUUCUGCGAGUGUUUUUCUCUCUAUAAGACAACGUGAAGUAUGUUAGGUCAAAGGCCAUAUGGAUUUUGAUCGUACUGCUACUUUUUUGUGUUAGUGCGUGUCAUGCGUACAAGACAAAGUGGAUCCAUGUUGUGUACUGUAUAAUUUGAAAGGUCGAAGGAAAUAUGGAAAUGGAUGUAAACAUUGCUGCAAUGAUGUCUCUGGACUUGGAUGCUGACAUCUCAGCCAGCGUACCAGUGAGUGUGUUGUUGGCCACCUCCAUUGUCCUGCUGUACCUUCUGUACACAAACCUCUUUGGCCAGGAGAGCUGGGAGAAAUAUGGCGUCAAGCACAUCAGCUUGGGCAGGCUGGCCCUACAAGAUUCCAGGGUUCUGGUAUCGACUCUAAUAGCCCAGCACGGCGACACCGUUGGCUUCAACACCGGCACCAUGAUGCUGCUGACCCGAGACCUUGACCUCAUCAGACAGAUCGCAGCCAAGGAUUCCAACAACUUCCUCGACCGUCUCACCCUCUGUGUGACCCGGAGCGCCAUGGAGUCCGGACUUUUCUUCCUGGGGGGAAAAAGCUGGAGGCGGGUCCGUAACGUGAUGACCCCUUCCUUCAGUACAGGAAAAUUAAAGCAAGCUUGCACAAACAUCGAAGAAUCAGCUCAAAAGUUGGCCACCGUUUUGGAGGAGUUUGCCAGGAACCAGACGCUGUUGCCAGUAAAGCACAUCACGUCCCAGUACACGAGUGAGAUCAUCGCCAGGUCGGCGUUUGGUUUGAGGACAGACUGUCUGGGGAAGGGGGACGACGAGUUCACCUACUGCGCCAAGAAUAUUUUUAACAUCAACGGUAAAAUAGCGACAAUGAUCGUGCACGCAGUCUCCCGUUCGAAAACGCUGCAUCAUGUCCUUGCUAAAACUCUGGGCGUGAGUCUCUUUGACAUGGUCAACAAAGAGACUGACCGAUACUUUCACACUCUGGUAUCAAGUCUAGUCUCACAGAGGGUGGAGCUAGAGAGGCAGGUUACAAACAAACCAACAGACCUGCUGCAGAGUUUGGUUGCUGCUAAACUGGCAGGGGACACGGAGGCUGAAGAUGGUGGGUCACAUGAUCAAACGUGGGGAAAACUUCCCAAAACGAUGUCGGAUCGAGAACUGCUGGGUCAGUGUAUUUUAGUUGUGUUCGCUGGGUUCGAAACCACGGCCACGACAUUACAGAUGUGUCUCUACCUGCUGGCCAAACAUCCAGAUAUUCAGGAAAAAGUGCACCAGGAGAUCUGUUCCGUCGUGGCAUCAGACUCCCCAACUUACGAAGAAUUGGGUCAGCUGACCUACUUAGAACAGGUCAUCAAAGAGACUCUCAGACUGUACCCUCCCAUCCCUCUGUAUCGCAGAGUUGCCGCUGAAACCAAAACUUACGGUCACGUGACAAUCCCCAAAAACACUGUCGUCAUCGUCCCUUUGGAAGAGAUCAUGAAAGACCCCAGAAAUUACCCCGACCCUCACAAAUUUGACCCGGACAGAUUUUCACCAGAAAACAGCAAACAACGUGACCCAAUCACUUUUGUCCCGUUUGGUUACGGCCCUCGUCUGUGUAUCGGCAUGAGGCUGGCGUACCUCGAGCUCAAAAUUGGACUCGUCCAUGUAUUGAGAAAAGUCAGGGUUGAACUAAGUGAGCUCACGGAACCUCAAAUUGGAGGUGGAGUGUCAUUAAAGUUUCAAGGUUUUAUCGUGGUAGAGAAACCAAUACAACUGGAGGUUAAAUUACGACAAAAUAACACAAGCAAGACAGAUUAAAAUGUUACAUCCACAGUUUUCUGCCUAAAUGUAUUAGUUUUCUAUUUUCCUAAUUUUAUUUAGUUACUCUGCUUAAAUUUCAAUCAGAAUAAAUUCCUGGAAACAAAA
This is a messenger RNA of Physella acuta, 1927 nucleotides long. Its product is annotated as cytochrome P450 3A24. NCBI's taxonomy places the organism in Eukaryota, Metazoa, Mollusca, Gastropoda, Physidae. Gene Ontology annotation, molecular function: oxidoreductase activity, acting on paired donors, with incorporation or reduction of molecular oxygen; iron ion binding; heme binding. The record is from RefSeq and is a predicted model, not a curated record.